UGAACAUUCAUACCUGGAACAUUUCCUCUCAUCUAUCUACUAUAAACUCACUCUCAUUUUAGUUAUUAUUAGGAUGCAAAUCUCCCUCGAUUCCAGAUUCCUUCUCUAUCUUCUCUUGAUUGCCUUCUUCCUUGGUGCUCUUGUAUGGCUCUUCAUAUGUAACCUAACAACAAGAGGCAGAGGUAUAGAAGGGUCAUUCCUUGUUGAUGACGAAGGGGACCAAAAUGCUGUUGAGGCGGAAAUCCGUGCUGGAGGGGUUACCGAGUCGUUCAAUGUAAAGAAAAAAGGCAAACAAAAUCUUGAAAAGGCGAAAAUUAUCUGUGGUGGCUCAAACGGGACCGCGGAUUCAGAACAGAACUACCUUUUAAAUAUUUUAUUUCAGGUCAUUGCAUAUUUGUUUGGAGGAGGUCCUUAUGGAGAUAAAAACAAGUGAGCUGAGACCUUAAUUUAGGAUAACUUUGGCAAGCUCAGAAGCACACGCAUGAUGUUGCAGUAAUUUAGGAUAGAUAUGAGGAUCUGGUCUGUAACAUUUCUUUCUCUAGGACAACUUGUGUAACAUUUCUUUCUCUCGGAUAACUUUUGUUUCUAUAUUGGUGCAUGAAAUUUUUUUCUAUUUUCAGAUAAUUUGUUUUUGUUGGA
Messenger RNA from Vigna unguiculata (cowpea), 639 nucleotides. RefSeq lists its product as uncharacterized. The record is from RefSeq and is a predicted model, not a curated record. NCBI's taxonomy places the organism in Eukaryota, Viridiplantae, Streptophyta, Magnoliopsida, Fabales, Fabaceae.